GGAAUAUUGAGACUCUUGUUGAGAUCAACCCAGAAUCAGUAACGUGGAGGUUAAUGAAGACGCUCGUUAGGAUUUAACUGCAUUUCACGAAAUCGGCAGGAAAAACAACGUGAAGCCCCGACAUAUGUGUUCUUGCCGGGCCAUACCAAGCAGUGGACCAUGAUGGAUCGAAGAAGAGCGUUGACUAUUCCAUUUAAUGUUGAUGAGGAUAACUUGAUGGAAAGCCCACUAAAAAUAUCCAAGAUCUGUCUUUCAUCGCAGUGUGGGAAGUUAGACAGACAGGUUUCCUGGACAGCAUUUGCAGGAAGUAAACUCAGACAUCGUGAUUCAGAGCAUAAAAAUGGAUCCAGGCUGUUGGAUGACAACACAGCAACUAUGGUGACUUUACAAAUGGCCAUGAGGAAACCCUGUCUCGUCCUGACAGAUGUCCUAAAGACAGAUCUGGGCAAGACUUAUAUGGAAAAAAUUAAACCGAGUCAUACCCGAGGAAAUGGAGGACAAAUGUCAAGUACGUUGAAGGAGAGAGAUCGGUGUAAAGAAGUUCCUGGGGUCUGCAGAGAACUGAGGACUAUUCACGGAGAGGCCAAACAGGACAAGAGAAAUGGCAUAUGCUGUAAACGCAACCAGACGCCCAACUCACCCUCUCAAAGGUCAAGACCCAGGAGAAGGUCCCAGAAUAUUGAUUACAAAGAGGACAGAGACAAAAACAAAGACGUCAAGGAGAUGAUGAUCGACAACAGCAACGGAGAAAGCUACAAAUAUGCUGAAGUCGUAGAUUGUGGGUUGUCGGUGAGAUGGGAGCCUGCUGAGAACAUGAGAGAUUGUUCUGAGUUUUCCCCAAAGAUCAAGGAGAAGUGGACUGAACCGGAAAAAGAAGUUCAGCAAAGUGUGAAGAGAAAAAGGAACGAUUCAGUGUCCCUGCGCAAUGGCACAGUGAGCCCAAAACGGCCCCGUGAGAGCGUGCUUCGUCUAACCAGAGAAGAUGGAAGAGACAGAGUACCGACUCUACCUGAAAUUUGUGUGGCAGAAAGUGAAGAAGAUGGAGAUUCUGAAAACGUGGACCGUACCAUUGUACAGUUCACUGUGGGAGGGGAUGAUGGAAGAGAACUUCUGGUCCCGAUCAUCACUCCUUAUUUGGACGCCAUCAACACCCAAAGAGAUCGAGAGUCCAGCCAGGACAGCACAACCAAAACAAGCAGCCCUUCUGACCUAAUUGUGCUGUCCAGUGAUGAUGAGGAGAGCGACAAUGUUCCUCCACACUGCAGACCACCGGUUACACUGGUCCCUAUGGAAGAUACAGUUAAACAGCAGGCUGUGAUCAGACAAGAUGAUCGUGACUUACAGGACAUGCAGGUGCUGCGUGUAGUUGUCGACAAGCUUCCUGUUUCGGUGGCACGUUGUCCCAUCCCCACCAUCGACCACUCCUGCAUGAGCAUAGCCUUCUCCACCCUACACUGUGGCGGCUACCGAGGGAAAGCAAAUGGCAACUUCAUGAUGGCAGACCAUGGCAUCAUCAUCCCUCUGAAAGACCCAAAUGAACAGGUGGAGCUGAUAUUAACGUUUGAGCGCAAAGCUCUGAGGAGGUACAGUGUCUGGGAGGAGCAGGAGAUGGAGAUGCGUGAGCUUCACUUUAACGGUGACGAGAAUCCCCUCCCUGCUGCCGUCCUCGUGCUUUGUGUGUCAGACACCGCUGCAGCUGAGAUACAGCACAUCCUCAGCAAGCUGUCUGUCGAACAGGAUGGAAACACUAACCCUGGCACAGCCAGCCCCUUCAUCCUGCUGACUCUGAGACAUCCUCUAGAAGGAAUGGAGGGUGCUUUGUUACGCUCCCUCCUGGACAUCGACUGUCUGAACAGUCUGACACAUAAACAUUCUCUGGGAUCCCUCGGCUCAGACAGAUUCAGUGUUUGGGAAGAGAUCCAGACUCCUGUUCUUUGUCUUGAUGAUAGCAUUGAACUGAUCAGAAAAAUUGGACUCGACUCACACCUGCUGUGUCUGCUGGGCCUCGAGAGCCCCGACCCUGAACUUGACGCACACAGUUCACACUCUGACACAGAGGAAAACAACAUGCUGCAGAUCUGUCAGGAGGUUGAGCUGCAAAAUGAGACGCCCCUGGAGCCGGAGACGACAUCAGAGGAAGACAGAGGGACUGAAGCCAAACCUGAGGAGGAUCAGAAAGAAGAGGAUGAAUUGCCGUCUGAGAAGAAAAAGGAGGGACCCACCCCUGUAUACACACUGUGCCAUCGUCGCAGCAAGGGAUCGUACUCCGUGUCCCACUGUAAACCAGACUCCAGCUGGAUUAAAUAUAAACACAGGGGUCUCCCCAGCAGGUUAAUCCAGUUUCCUCCUCCUCCACUAAAAGGAGGAAUAACUGUUACAAUGGAAGAUCUGCAGUGCUUGGACAGCGGGCAGUUCCUCAACGACGUCAUCAUCGAUUUUUACCUCAACCAUGAUGAGACAGAAAAGCUGCAGGAACAGGACGAGGUUAAGAGAUCGAAAUGUCCAAAUGACACAGGGACCCCACCUCAGGAAAACCCCAGUGACAACUUGGCACUGGAGACAGAAAACACUAAAGAGCAGCUUGCCAAGGACCCACCACCUGGUCCAGUGAGGUGCACGGAGAAAACUUUCCAGAAAAGGGUCAUUUGCAAGAGGCCGUGCAUCCUCAUCAUGGAUUCCCUCAAACUUUCUCUUCACGAGCGAGUCUUCAAACUCUUACGGGAGUACUUGCAGUCGGAGUGGGAGGUCCGUCGUGGCUCAUCGAGGGAAUUUAGCCCAGAUCAGAUGAAAGGUUCACACUGUCAAGUUCCCCGUCAAGACAACAGCAGUGACUGUGGCCUUUACCUGCUGCAAUACGUCGAGAGCUUCUUGAAGGACCCGGUGGUUCACUUCGAUCUCCCCCUACGCCUAGAGCGAUGGUUCCCUCGACAGCAGGUGCGGCGGAAACGAGACGAAAUCAGAGACCUGGUACUUAACCUUUACAGAUGGCAGAAUCUGGACAGUGACAAAUAGACCCGGGAGCAGUUUGGCUGCUUGCUUCAUCACAUCCCCUGUAGCUAUUACAAAUCACUGCUCACACUGGGUGACGGACAUUUCAGCGUGAACCCGGAGAUAUUCCUUUUAGGUUCCAUUUUGGCAUUAGACACAGUAACGUGAACAACACUUUGACUCUCUGUGGCUCCUGUGAUUGAAUAUCAAGGCAGCAGUAAAUUCUGUAAUAGCCAGAAAUGCAAAUGUGUGUACACCUAGUGACCUUUUAUUGAUUGUUUUUAUUCUGCAAAAUAUUUUAUAAAAGGCAUUAUUUGUAACGGA
This is a messenger RNA of Platichthys flesus (European flounder), 3312 nucleotides long. RefSeq names its product SUMO specific peptidase 7 (gene senp7). Gene Ontology annotation, molecular function: SUMO-specific endopeptidase activity. The record is from RefSeq and is a predicted model, not a curated record. Gene Ontology annotation, cellular component: cytoplasm; nucleus. Lineage: Eukaryota; Metazoa; Chordata; Actinopteri; Pleuronectiformes; Pleuronectidae. Gene Ontology annotation, biological process: protein desumoylation.